Messenger RNA from Trichomonas vaginalis G3, 528 nucleotides. RefSeq names its product ATP hydrolysis coupled proton transport. Lineage: Eukaryota; Parabasalia; Trichomonadida; Trichomonadidae. Gene Ontology annotation, cellular component: proton-transporting V-type ATPase, V0 domain. The record is from RefSeq and is a predicted model, not a curated record. The transcript has a single exon. Gene Ontology annotation, molecular function: proton-transporting ATPase activity, rotational mechanism. Gene Ontology annotation, biological process: proton transmembrane transport. Bases 1 to 528 code for a protein of 175 amino acids.
AUGUCGUACUUCCUCACCCUCAACCCAUACAAUCUUGCCUCUUCCGGCAUUGGCUUUUGCGUAGGUUUAUCCGCCAUUGGCGCUGGCUGGGGUAUCUGGACAUGCGGUACUGCCUCAUGCGGCACUGCCGGUAUAUCUGGAAAAAUUUCAAUGAGAGAUAUCAUGAACCUCAUUCUUUGCGAAGUUAUUGCUAUUUACGGUCUUAUUAUGGCUAUUGUUCUUGAAGGCCGUUGCCCAACACCACCAUCUGGUUCAUCUCAGCUCGAUUACCGUAAAUUACACCAUGCUGGUUUCUCAGUAUUCUUCUCUGGUUUAGUCCAGGGCUGCUGCAGCUUCUCUGCUGGUCUCGCUAUUGGCGUUGUCGGCGCUACAAUUUCAAUUGUUUGCCACCGUGAUGCUGAUCUCUUCUUCAAAUUGCUUAUUGUCCAAAUUUUCUCAGAACUUAUUGGUAUUAUGGGUCUUCUUGUUUGCCUUCUUACAUCUAUGAAAUCAGAUUUCCAGGGCGCUUACGGCUCCGUUAAAUUAUAA